Molecule: messenger RNA, 450 nt
Organism: Penicillium chermesinum
Lineage: Eukaryota; Fungi; Ascomycota; Eurotiomycetes; Eurotiales; Aspergillaceae
Exons: 1
Coding region: 1-450 (149 amino acids)
Source: RefSeq, a predicted model, not a curated record
AUGGGCGACCCACUUUCUCUCACCGGAACGGCGGUGGGCAUCGUUUCACUGGGCCUGUCUGUCUGUCAAGGUCUUGUCUCUUACUAUAGUGCCUUGCGCUCCUACUCCCAAGACACCAAAAAUGUGAUCAACAAGCUUGAAGGCCUAAAGGAUGUCCUUGCGGGACUUGAAGCCCUAUUACAAAGGCUUGGCCCACUUCAGACUGAAACGGCUGCAAUAAAGACAGCCGAGCGGCAUAUUCUAGCCUGUAGAGGCGGUCUAAGUCAACUGAAAGAAAUCAUGGACAAGUGUGAAGAGACCUCAAGUGGAUUACAGCGGGGUUACAGCAGAGCACUGUACCCUUUUCGGCGCGACACGAUCGGGUCGGUUCUCAAGCACGUGGAGAGUCUGCAAUCAAACCUGGAUACAUCAAUGCAUAUACUGAGUCUGCAAGUUUCACCUUCCUAUUGA